GCCCUUUGCUCUUCCCCUCCCCGCCUACCGCGGGGUUCCCCUGCCAUUGGCUGCCGCGGCAGGUUUAGGCUGAAAUCCCUGAAAAGCUGUAAUUAGGACCCCGCUGACACGGAGCCGGCUCUUGGGCAGGCGGAUUAAACACAACGAGAGAGGUUGAGGAGGGGGGAAAACCCAAGCUGUUUCCCUGGCUCAGAUUGGAUGUUUUCCUUUCGCUUUGCACCGUGUUCCCGGCCCAACCUCCUCCAUUCCCGACCGGGACAAGGCAGGGGACGGAGCGACGGAGCGCGGAGCCCAAAGCAAGGAAAAGGGGCAGCUCAUGUCCCUGCCCAGCACCGCAUGGCCCCAGCGCGAUGAGCCCCCUCCCUGCGGCACCACUACCACCACCACCAGCAGCCUCCCGCUGGCCUCAUCUGACAGCGACUCCGGCUGUGCCCUGGAAGAGUAUCCGGAGCCCCCCACGGAGCCUGCGCCCCCCAAGGUCCCACCGUGCUCCGGCGCCCGCGCUCCGCAUCCCUCCUCACCCACUGACAGCCUCCAGCUCCGCACCAGAGCCCUCCUGCAGCAGCUGCCCCCUCAGGACUGCGAUGAGCGGUACUGCCCUGACCUCGCUGAGGAGGAGAGGAGGCAGCUCCGAGCCUUCAGUGCCCGACGGAGACGCGAGGCGCUGGGGCAGGGGCUCGCAUGCCCCGUGCCGGGUCCCUGCCAUGGCUGUCCCUGCAAGAAGUGCGGCCGGAGGCUGAACAAGGGGGACCCAGGGGUCUCAGCAUCGCUCCUCGGGGACCAGUUCUGGCACCCGUCCUGCUUCUCCUGCCACUUCUGCCACCAGCCCCUGGUGGACCUCAUCUACUUCCAGCAGGAUGGGAGGAUCUACUGCGGCCGGCACCACGCUGAGCUCUUUCGGCCCCGCUGUGCCUCCUGCGACCAGCUCAUCUUCAUGGAGGAAUGCAUCGAGGCCGAGGGCCGGCGCUGGCACUUGGAGCACUUCUGCUGCCUGGAGUGUGAUGCGCCCCUGCGCGGGCAGCGCUACGUGAUGCAGAGCGGCCGCCCCUGCUGCCGUGGAUGCUUCGAGAGCCUCUUUGCUGAGCCCUGCCAGGCCUGCGGGGACCCCAUCGGUGCUGACAGCGAGGAGGCCACGCACCAGGGGCUGCGCUGGCACGCCCGGGCCGCCUGCUUCUGCUGCAGCCGCUGCCGCAAGCCCCUGCGGGGGCAGCCCCUCACGGCGCGCCGAGGGCGGCUCUUCUGCUCCGAGGCGUGCAGCCGGCGGCAGGACGGAGCCUCCAGCGCCUCCGACUCCUCCGACUCCGCCUUCGCCUCCGCUCCGUCCCCGGACUCGACGCCCCUGUCCCGAGCCAGCCCCGCGGGCAGGACGGGCGGCAGCGGGGGCUGCAGGGAGCCGGUGGAAGGGGCCGGUUGGGGUUGGGUGGGUAAAACCCUUCUGUGCACCCCGAGGGGCUGGGGCAGGGCAGGCUCAGCCUUCCCCUUCUCACCCACCUUUGCUUUCCUUCUUCCAGAGGCUCCUCCAGACCCGGCCCCCGUGCAUCCUGCGUUUAGGAGCCGGGAGGGCUGCGGAGCUGCGGGUAAGGAGCGGAGCAGCGAUGCUGCGCACACAGGGAUGCUGGGACCAGCAGCCGGACACCCCUCUGCCCCCCAGCCCAGCACAGAGGGUCCCAAUGAGCCCGGAGCCUUGGGACACCCAGUUCUGGGGGGCUCUGAUGCCAGAGCACCCGCAGGCAAUGGAAACGCAUCCUUCCGAGCGGGCACAUCCCCUGCCCAGCACAGCCUGCAGCCGGAGGACAUCGACCCGCAGGACAUCACAGAGGAGGAUGACUCCUGGUGUCCCACCUGCUCUUCAUCUUCAGACACGGACUCAGAGGAAGAGGGAUUCUUCUUCGGGAAGCCCAUUCCCAAGCCCGGGAUGAGCUCCCUGGGCAGGGAGGCCCCGGAGAGGGCCAGGGGCAGGACGGCGAAGCCAUGGGGCAGCAGCAAGCACUGCAGCGUGUCCUAGCAGCAGGGACUGGGGGUGCUGGACCCGCGCUGCUGCCCUGCCAGCCCCUGCCGUGCUCUUCCCCCCGUUCCAAGUGUGUGCUGGAUGCAGCUCAAGGCUCAUGGGAAGCUGCUGGGAUCCUUCCCCCCCCCCCCCCCGCUGGCAAACAACAGCCGCGAUUCCCAGCGGCCUCUCCCGCAAUUAGGAACAGGAAAAGCAGGUAGGGAGCAGGGAGCUGCGGCCUCCCUUCGCAGACACGGUGGCAGCCGCAUGCAGGGGAGGGGACAAAGGCAGAGCUGCCUGCAUCCUCCUGCUGCUGGGGAGCCGUGGGGACAGGCAGGGUCCUGGCUGCAGGGGGGCUCCUUCACUGGGACACGUUGAAGGAUGAGCGCCAUGGCCAAGCAUGCUCCAUCCCUCAUGGCACCAAGGGAGGGCCAAGGGAGCAGCUCUGCUGCUGCCAACGACGAUGCUCCAAUAAAGUUUGGCUGAAAUCUGA
Molecule: messenger RNA, 2480 nt
Organism: Neopsephotus bourkii (Bourke's parrot)
Lineage: Eukaryota; Metazoa; Chordata; Aves; Psittaciformes; Psittacidae
Gene: PRICKLE4
Product: prickle planar cell polarity protein 4
Exons: 8
Coding region: 317-2005 (562 amino acids)
Molecular function (GO): zinc ion binding
Source: RefSeq, a predicted model, not a curated record